Chondrus crispus (carragheen) is the source of this 858-nucleotide messenger RNA. RefSeq lists its product as hypothetical. The transcript has a single exon. Bases 1 to 858 code for a protein of 285 amino acids. The record is from RefSeq and is a predicted model, not a curated record. NCBI's taxonomy places the organism in Eukaryota, Rhodophyta, Florideophyceae, Gigartinales, Gigartinaceae.
AUGCGUUUCAUUUGUAUACCAGUCCUUUCGCAUAUGGUAGCCAUUGCUGGGUAUGCGCUUUUGAAGGUCAAAGCUGCUAAAAUGGCGGCUGCUGUCGCUACAGCUGCUGCUGCUGCCAAGGCGCCAGCUACUGUCAAAGCAACAACUGCUAGUCUGUCACUACCAGCUGGCGUGCUCUCUUCUCUUUUCUUAUUGUCAACGACACCAAUUGGCUAUUCACCCUCCGCCGCAAUGCUUUCCUUACAUGUACAUACCACUUUAUUCGCCAUUCUUACCGUUCUAACCCUAAUUUUAUUCCCGUUACUGCCGUGCAUCUCGCAUGGGAUCAGUUUAUGGGCACAUAAGUCUGCUUUCUUGAAUAUCGGUACUAUCCUGCCCAAAGUAGCACCCCCUCCAGGUAUCCUUCAUCUGUUUGCGACCACAACAGCACCAGUUUUACUUGGGCUUGGGCUAAGCAAGAUCGUGUCUCGGCGAUGGGCUGCAAUUUUAGGAUUCUGCGCCCUUCCUGUGGCAUGGACAAGCUCUCUUUUGUUGCUUGCAUCGGCAGUGAUUGAGGUGGUAGCAGGUAAUGCAACUGGGCUAGCUGGGAGUGUUGGACUUUGUGGGGGCGUCGUGUUGAUGAUGAUGCUGGUGGGCCGUGCUUUAGGGUCAGCCCUUCUUCUUGAUGGGAGGGCCAAGCGAACUCUUAUAUUAUAUUUAUGCACGCAAGGUACUGUCAUUGGAACAGGCAUCGCUCCCACUGGAUUUCCCUCGGCACCGCUUGUGGCUUCGACGCUGGUCGGUCUCAUAUUUGCGGUGGUCAUGGGAAGAGCAUGGAGCCAUGUUGUCAUCAGGACAAACAAUACUACAAUUCCAUAG